Molecule: messenger RNA, 1593 nt
Organism: Triticum turgidum subsp. durum (durum wheat)
Lineage: Eukaryota; Viridiplantae; Streptophyta; Magnoliopsida; Poales; Poaceae
Source: the annotation of a GenBank genome assembly
AUGGACGUUGAGAGCUCCACGGCGCAUGAGGUCUCCGUCGACUGGCGGGGCCGCCCGUGCGAGCCGGGCCGGCACGGCGGCAUGCGCGCAGCCGUCUUCGUCCUAGGGAUCCAGGCGUUCGAGAUCAUGGCGAUCGCGGCGGUGGGGAACAACCUCAUCACGUACGUGUUCGGGGAGAUGCACUUCCCGCUGUCGGAGGCGGCCAACGUAGUGACCAACUUCGUGGGCACCAUCUUCCUCCUCUCCCUCCUCGGCGGCUUCCUCUCCGACUCCUACCUCGGCUGCUUCUGGACCAUGCUCACCUUCGGCUUCGUCGAGCUCUCGGGCUUCAUACUACUGUCAGUGCAAGCACACCUUCCGCAGCUGAAGCCGCCGCCGUGCAACAUGGCGUCCAUGGACGGCAGCUGCGAGCAGGCCAGGGGCUUCAAGUCCAGCAUCUUCUUCGUCGCGCUCUACCUGGUGGCGCUCGGCAGCGGCUGCCUCAAGCCCAACAUGAUCGCGCACGGCGGCGACCAGUUCUCCAGCUCCGGCGGGUCCGACAAUGCCAAGAGCCUCUCCACCUACUUCAACUCCGCCUACUUCAGCUUCUGCCUCGGCGAGCUCGUCGCCCUCACGGCGCUCGUCUGGGUGCAGACGCACUCCGGGAUGGACGUCGGCUUCGGCAUCUCCGCCGCCGCCAUGGCCGCCGGGCUCAUCAGCCUCGCCGGCAGCUUCCGCCACGGCAACAAGUUCAGGUUCUUAGACAAGGCGUGCGUCAGGGACGCGGAGCAGGGGGGCAACACGAAGCCGGAGAGCCCGUGGCGGCUGUGCACGGUGUCGGAGGUGCAGCAGGCCAAGACCCUCCUCGCCGUGACGCCCAUCUUCGCCUGCACCAUCGUGUUCAACACCGUGCUCGCGCAGCUGCAGACCUUCUCGGUGCAGCAGGGCAGCGCCAUGGACACCGUCCUCGGGGGCGCCUUCCGCGUCCCGCCGGCGUCGCUGCAGGCCAUCCCCUACGCCAUGCUCCUCCUGCUCGUCCCGGCGUACGAGCUCCUGCUCGUGCCCUUCAUGAAGCGGCUCACGGGGACGCGCUCCGGGAUCACCCCGCUGCAGCGCAUCGGGGUCGGCCUCGGCACCGUCGCCUUCUCCAUGGUCGCCGCCGCCACCGUCGAGCGCCGGCGCCGCGACCUGUCGGCGUCCGGGGCGCGGAUGUCCGUGCUGUGGAUCGUGCCGCAGUUCCUCGUGUUCGGGGUGUCGGAGAUGUUCACCGCCGUGGGGCUCAUCGAGUUCUUCUACAAGCAGGCCUGCGCCGGCAUGCAGUCCUUCCUCACCGCGCUCACCUACUGCUCCUACGCCUUCGGCUUCUACCUCAGCUCCGUGCUGGUGACGACGGUGAACAGGGUCACGGCGAGGCACGGCGGCGCCGGCUGGCUCGGCGACAACGACCUCAACAAGGACAGGCUGGACCUCUUCUACUGGAUGCUGGCUGCGCUCAGCGUGCUCAACUUCUUCUGCUACCUGGUAUGUGCAAGGUGGUACAACUCUGGUGCCGAUGGCUCUGAUGCUGCCUCAGCUCAGAUUGCAGCAGAGGGUGAUGCCAAGGAGAUCAGCUGA